CCGUCGUCUUCUUGACUUAUCGCAUCCCCUGCGUCUCGUCCGUCUAGUUGACCAUAUCGCGCGCUUAAUCCUCAACCUUCUCUCAACCUCAGCCCCAACCACCCACAUCAACAAUCAUGUCGGCCAAAUUCCAAGACGUGGCCACCACCACUUUCCAGGACGUGUCCGCCAAGUUCCAAGAUGAGGCCGUCACCUCGAUACGGGAAGAUACAAAGGAAUUGGUGCACAAGGUCGGAAAUCGGUUGACUGGCGAUGGCUAUCUCGCUCUCUACCUCCGCCAACUGCAGUCGAACCCCCUGCGCACCAAGAUGUUGACAUCCGGUGUCCUGUCCAGUCUGCAAGAAAUCCUGGCCUCUUGGAUCGCGCAUGAUGUCAGCAAGCAUGGCCACUACUUCAGCGCCCGCGUUCCCAAGAUGGCCCUCUAUGGAAUGUUCAUCAGCGCCCCGCUCGGCCAUUUCCUCAUCGGCAUCCUCCAGCGGGUCUUUGCUGGACGGACUAGCGUCAAGGCUAAGAUUCUGCAGAUCCUCGCCAGCAAUCUGCUUGUCUCCCCCAUCCAGAAUGCCGUGUACCUGAGCUGCAUGGCGGUGAUCGCGGGCGCGCGCACCUUCCACCAGGUCCGCGCAACCGUGCGGGCCGGUUUCAUGCCCGUCAUGAAGGUCAGCUGGGUCACCUCGCCCAUCGCGCUGGCCUUUGCCCAGAAGUUCCUUCCCGAGCACACCUGGGUGCCCUUCUUCAACAUUGUCGGGUUCGUCAUUGGAACCUACGUGAACACGCACACCAAGAAGAAGCGUCUUGAGGCCCUCCGCAAGCGCUAUGACCAACGUCGCGGUCCCGGUAGCGAGUACGACAAGGGCGACUACCGGUAGACAAUGUAAAUAUUCUGUACCUACCUUACGACUACCGACCGGUCGUGUGGAUUGCCUCUAGGGAUCGAUUUGGGCCGGAACUCCCGGUCGGAUAUGGACCCCUCCGAAGCCGGAAGGGCCUGCCGGGAGAGCGGCC
Messenger RNA from Aspergillus sclerotioniger CBS 115572, 1002 nucleotides. RefSeq names its product Mpv17/PMP22 family protein. The transcript is spliced from 4 exons. Gene Ontology annotation, cellular component: membrane; cytoplasm. The record is from RefSeq and is a predicted model, not a curated record. Bases 117 to 866 code for a protein of 249 amino acids. Lineage: Eukaryota; Fungi; Ascomycota; Eurotiomycetes; Eurotiales; Aspergillaceae.